AUGGCCGGAGGAGGGGGAGCCAAGGCGGGGGGCGGCGACGCGCCGGAGAUCACGCUGGAGCACACGCCGACGUGGAUCGUCGCCGCCGUCUGCUCCGUCAUCGUCAUCAUCUCGUUGCUCUUCGAGCGCCUGCUGCACCGGCUGGGAAAGAGGUUGAAGAACAGCCGCAAGAAGCCGCUCUACGAGGGCCUCCUCAAGGUCAAAGAAGAGCUGAUGCUGCUGGGGUUCAUCUCGCUGCUGCUCACCGUGUUCCAGGGCGCGACGCAGAAGAUAUGCGUGAAGGAGGGCGUCAUGCGCCACCUGCAGCCGUGCAAGCUGGACUUCGGCACCUCGCCGGCCAAGGCCACCGCGCACUUCGCCGGCGUGCUGGGCGGCGCCAGGAGGCUCCUCGCCGGAGCAGCCAAGUCUGACUACUGCGAGAAAAAGGGUUUGGUUCCAAUACUUUCAGUUCAAGCUAUUCACCAAUUACACAUAUUUAUCUUCGUCUUAGCGGUCUCUCAUGUGGUCCUAAGUGCUGUUACAGUUCUUCUUGGAAUUGCACAGACAAGAAAAUGGCAACAUUGGGAGAGCAAGAUCCAAACAAGCAAUGAAAACGGCCCCCAAAUGAUCAAACAUGUGCAAGAAUUCCAAUUUAUCAAAGAUCAUUUUAGAGGACAUGGCAAAAGGUGGAAAACAUUUGGUUGGCUGCGCUCAUUCUUCAAACAAUUCUAUGGAUCUGUCACCGAGGAGGACUACAUAACCAUGCGGCUUGGCUUCAUCAUGAAACAUUGCAGGGGAAAUCCUAAAUUCAACUUUUACAAAUACAUGAUUAGAGCACUGGAGGCUGAUUUCAAGAAAGUUGUAGGUAUUAGUUGGUACCUUUGGGCUAUGUUAAUAAUAUUUUUGUUACUCAAUGUUCAAGGAUGGUAUGUCUACAUCUGGAUAUCAGCAGUCCCAUUUGUUAUGCUACUUGUGGUUGGGACUAAAUUGGAGCACAUCAUUACUGAACUAGCCCAUCAGGUUGCUGAAAAACAUACAGCAAUUGAAGGAGAGCUCGUAGUAUCUCCAUCAGAUGAAUUAUUUUGGUUCCACCGACCAAAAUUAGUCCUCUUGUUGAUCCACAUUGUCUUGUUCCAAAAUGCAUUUGAAAUUGCAUUUUUCUUUUGGUUGCUGGUUACAUAUGGAUUCAAUUCAUGCAUUAUGGGGAAUAAAGGAUAUGUAAUUGCUCGACUUGUCAUCAGUGUCGUCAGCCAACUUCUGUGCGGCUAUAGCUCCCUCCCUCUCUACGCUAUUGUUUCUCAUAUGGGAACUUCAUUCAAAAAAGUAAUAUUUGAUGAGAAUGUGGCCGAAGGGCUUGCCAAUUGGGCUCAAAAAGCUAGAAAUAAUGCAAGAGGAGGAGCAAGAACACAAAAUGUUGGUGACUCACCGGUUGAUGAAUCAAAUGGUGGUGCAGUUCAAAUGACAAGCCCACCAACAAGGGCAGUUCAGCAAGGGACUGCGAGGCUAAUCUAAGUGUGUAGAUGACCAUGCCAAUACUAACAUUUUUGUUGGCUGUUUUAAUUUCUUUAGUGGGAAUUAUGAAAAGUGUGUCAGCAUUCCUACAUUAGUUUUCAUGAUGUUUGUAAAGGAUUUUGCUUAUACAUGUAUUUUAUUUCAUUGUGUAUUAUAAAUAAUAGUACCUAUGUAAAAUGACUUGUAACUU
Oryza brachyantha (malo sina) is the source of this 1681-nucleotide messenger RNA. Its product is annotated as MLO-like protein 1. NCBI's taxonomy places the organism in Eukaryota, Viridiplantae, Streptophyta, Magnoliopsida, Poales, Poaceae. Bases 1 to 1491 code for a protein of 496 amino acids. Gene Ontology annotation, biological process: defense response. The transcript has 14 exons. The record is from RefSeq and is a predicted model, not a curated record. Gene Ontology annotation, cellular component: membrane.